GGCGGUUGCCCCCGUGGGCUCUGAGGAUGCCGGCGGCUGCGCGGCGGCGCGGAGCGCGGGUUCUGUGGGCGCUGCUGUGGGUGGCCCUGGCGCGGUGCUACAACGUGGACGUGGGUCGCCCUGUGGUUUUCCAGGGCCCCAACGGCUCCUUCUUCGGGUACUCGGUGCUGCAGCACUACCACGACAGCACGCGGUGGGUCUUGGUUGGUGCUCCCAAGGCAGAAUCUAAAUACAGCACCUCUGUUCAGUCCCCAGGAGCAGUGUUUAAGUGUCGAGUCCAUACCAAUCCUGACAGAAGGUGCACAAGAACUGGGAUAUGGGACGGAGGCAAUUCUCGGGGUACACUCUGUGGAAAGACCUGCAAAGAAGACAGAGAUGAUGAAUGGAUGGGUGUAAGCCUGGCUAGACAGCCAAAGGCUGGUGGAAGUGUGCUGGCAUGUGCACACCGCUGGAAAAACAUCUACUAUGAGACAGAAUACAUCCUGCCCCAUGGUUUCUGCAACAUCAUUCCCCCGAACCUGCAGCCCAAGGGGAGGAAGCUUUUGCCCUGCUACGAAGAGUACAAAAAGAAGUAUGGGGAGGAGCACGGCUCAUGCCAGGCGGGGAUUGCAGGCUUCUUCACUGAGGAGCUGGUCAUCAUGGGGGCACCAGGGUCUUAUUACUGGACAGGGACUGUCAAAGUUCUGAAUCUCACUGACAACAUGUACUACAAGCUCAACGAUGAUGCUGUGAUAGCCCGGCGGUACACAUACCUUGGAUAUGCAGUGACAGCAGGUCAUUUCUCUCAGCCAACUACCACGGACAUUGUAGGAGGAGCUCCUCAGGAUGGAGGCAUUGGAAAGGUUUAUAUUUUCAGAACAGACAGACGUUCAGGAUCUUUAAUAAAGAUUUUUCAGGCUUCUGGGAAAAAGAUGGGCUCUUACUUUGGCUCCUCCUUAUGUGCAGUUGAUCUGAACUCUGAUGGGUUGUCAGACCUGCUGGUCGGAGCACCUAUGUUCUCUGAGAUCAGAGAUGAGGGUCAAGUCACAGUCUAUAUCAACAGAGGAAACGGAGUGCUGGAAGAGCAGCUCAUCCUGGAUGGUGACAGUGCCUACAAUGCACACUUUGGAGAGAGCAUGGCUGCCCUCGGUGACAUUGAUGACGAUGGCUUCCCAGAUGUUGCCAUUGGAGCUCCCAAGGAGGAUAACUACCUAGGAGCAGUGUAUAUUUACCAUGGGGAUGCUAAUGGUAUUGUACCUCAGUACUCUAUGAAGCUGUCUGGGCAAACAAUAAACCCAAUGCUGCGGAUGUUCGGCCAGUCCAUAUCAGGGGGAGUUGAUAUGGAUGGCAAUGGUUAUCCAGAUGUGACUGUUGGAGCCUUCUUGUCAGACAACGUAGUUCUUCUGAGAUCUAGACCUGUCAUUACCAUGGACAUCUCCAUUUUCCUGCCCGUGUCCAUAAAUAUCACAGCUCCUCAGUGCCAUGAUGGCUUGCAGCCCGUGAACUGCCUCAAUGUCACAGCAUGCUUUCGCUUCAGUGGCAAGCGUGUUCCUGGAGAAAUAGGUUUGAAUUAUAACUUGACUGCUGAUGUGGCAAAGAAGGAAAAGAGCCAGCAACCCAGAGUGUACUUUGUGACUUCUGGAGAGACAGUGGGGCAGAUCACAGAGAAGUUACAACUGACAUACAUGCAGGAAAAGUGUGAACAUUACCUAGCAUAUGUCAAGAAAAGAGUCAAAGAUGUCAUAUCUCCAAUUGUAUUUGAAGCUGCAUACAGCCUCGGGGAGCAUUUGAUAGAAAGAGGAAAAGCAGACAAGGAACUACCUGCUCUCAAGCCCAUUCUCCGCUGGAAGAAAGGACAAAAGAUAGCACAAAGGAAUCAGACUGUUUUUGAGAGGAACUGUCAAUCCGAUGACUGCGCCGCGGAUUUGAAACUUCAGGGUAAAUUGUUGCUGUCUAGUGCUGAUGAUAGAACUGCCUACCUGGCCCUGGGGGCAGUGAGGAACAUCUCACUCAACAUUUCCAUCUCCAACAUCGGGGAUGACGCCUACGACACAAAUGUUUUCUUCAAUUUUUCUGGGGAGCUCUUCUUCAUCAAAAUGUGGCAAAAGGAGGAGUUGGGCAUUGCCUGCGAGUUGCUGGAAUCAGACUUCCUCAAGUGCAGUGUGGGAUUUCCUUUCAUGAGAUCAAAAUCUAGGUACGAGUUCAGUGUGAUCUUUGACACAAGCCACUUGACAGGACAAGAAGAAAUGCUUACAUUCCUUGUCACUGCCCAGAGUGGAAACUUAGAACGCACUGAAUCUCUACAUGAUAAUACUCUAACCCUGUCGGUGCCCCUCGUGCAUGAAGUGGACUCAUCUAUCAGUGGAGAAGUCUUCCCCACCUCAUUUUUCUAUGGUGAUUCUGUGGAAACAUCCAACUUCGUUCAGUUAGAAAACCAUGAGUGCCUUUUCCAGUCUCUCAACUUCACACUUCAGGUUUACAAUGCUGGACCAAGCACUCUCCCUGGAGCUUUCCUUGACAUUUCAUUUCCAAACCGCCUCUCUGCCACCGGCGCUGAAAUAUUUCACGUUCAGCAGAUGAUGGUUGGUCAGGACAAAGGAAGCUGUUCUUUUCACAGAAACCUCAGCCCAUGUGUUGUUCCUCAAGAGAAUGAAAAUAUUUUCCACACAAUAUUUGCAUUUUUCACAAAGUCUGGCAGAAAAGUAUUGGACUGUGAAAGACCAGGCAGAUCCUGCUUAGUUAUACGAUGCAACUUAAGCUCACUAGCCAAAGCAGAGUCCUGUGAUAUAAGUAUCUACACACUGCUGAACACUGAGAUACUGAAGAAGGACAGUUCAUCAGUCAUCCAGUUUGUCACAAGGGCAAAGGUUCGGGUGGACCCUGACCUCAGAGUUGUGGAGGUGCCCAAAGGGAGCCCUGAAGAAAAACCAGUGGUCUUUGAGGCUUUACACAAUCUGGAGCCUCGUGGCUAUGUUGUCGGAUGGAUCAUUGCCAUCAGUUUGCUGGUGGGAAUUCUCAUCUUCCUGUUACUGGCUGUGCUCUUAUGGAAGAUGGGCUUCUUCCGCCGGAGGUACAAAGAAAUUAUUGAGGCCGAAAAGAGCAGAAAGGAGAAUGAAGAUAGUUGGGACUGGGUCCAGAAAAAUCAGUGAACUGCUCACAAAAAACCUACAGCCCAGUCAUGUGACACGUGCUUGCUAGCCUAUAGGUCCUGCUCUCGUAUCUUCCAUAUGUGGAAGAAGGAAUCUUCUCCAGAUUUUUCGGAGACCCCAGUGAUGCUGUGUCUUUAUCACUCCAACAAGCUAGGGAACAUAUCCUGAGGCAACCACUGCAGCCAUGUCAGGUGACUGGAGCAAUUUACACUUCAUUUAAGAGCUGAACUUUGAACUUUGGCAACCAAGCUGCAGUGCAGAGCAAUAUUUAUGAAUCCAGCUAUGUGGUAUACCCUCAGGGGAAGACUGUUACCUAAAAAUAUUUUUUAUAAAUAUAGGCUUUUUAUAUUGAUUAUGUCUUUAUAUUUGUAUCAAGGUUUUAUAGUUUCUAUUGAAUAGCUAUAUAGUUCACUCAAAGCACUGAUAUCUGGCUAAAUCCUUGGAAAUACAUAUAUGUAUAUAUAAAUCCUAUUGUACUUGUAAACUUCGAUGCAAGAGAUAAAAGAGAUUUGCAGAUAAAAGUAGCUGAAAACCACAUAUGCUUAAUUCACAAGGCUUGGUAAUGUUGUAUAUAGACCAUUUAAUGGCAAUAAGCCAAAGUCUUUUCACUAUCUCUUUUUUUUUUCGGUUGAAUUUGAUGUUUGAUUUAUAAAGUAAAGAACCUAAAGCAUUUCACAGAUUGGCUAUUUUGUAUCUGAGUCUAUCCUUUAUGGGCCUGAAUGGGAGAGGAUGAGAGGGCUUCCUCAGUGACACAUAGGAAGAUGUUUAGCUUGUUUUGGCUUACUGAAGGAAGCAUCACAAAAUGUCUUCCUUUGGGAAUUUUUUUCCCUCAGUCUCUAGUACUUGGAUAAUGGUCUAGGACUGAACAACUGAGAUACCAGGAGGAUAU
Messenger RNA from Calypte anna (Anna's hummingbird), 4017 nucleotides. RefSeq names its product integrin subunit alpha 9 (gene ITGA9). The transcript has 28 exons. The record is from RefSeq and is a predicted model, not a curated record. Gene Ontology annotation, cellular component: integrin complex; external side of plasma membrane. Lineage: Eukaryota; Metazoa; Chordata; Aves; Apodiformes; Trochilidae. Gene Ontology annotation, biological process: cell-matrix adhesion; cell-cell adhesion; integrin-mediated signaling pathway. The coding region runs from base 27 to 3128 and encodes 1033 amino acids. Gene Ontology annotation, molecular function: integrin binding.